Molecule: messenger RNA, 765 nt
Organism: Myxocyprinus asiaticus (Chinese sucker)
Lineage: Eukaryota; Metazoa; Chordata; Actinopteri; Cypriniformes; Catostomidae
Exons: 2
Coding region: 1-720 (239 amino acids)
Biological process (GO): DNA catabolic process
Cellular component (GO): cytoplasm
Molecular function (GO): nucleic acid binding; 3'-5'-DNA exonuclease activity
Source: RefSeq, a predicted model, not a curated record
AUGACACGCAACGUAAUUAAUAUUCAUGUGCAAGCCUUCGCCGUAGUAGAUGGCACGCAACAAAAUAAAAGUUCCUCAUGUGAUAUUGUCCAGAUGGCCGCAGUGAGUGGAGAACACACUUUCAACCUUUUCAUGGUUCCCCGUUGCCGGAUGCAGCCCAGAGCAUCUCGAGUUACGGGUUUCAGGGUGAGACGCCAACGUCUGUUUCUCCACCGCAGGCCGGUGCUCACCAGCUCUCUCCGAGAAGCUCUAGUUUCCUUCAUAACAUUUCUCCAGAUGUUGGGUCGCCUGCUCCUGGCGGGUCAUAACAUUCACAGGUUUGACUGUCAUGUUUUAGCCCGAGUUCUGGAUGAGUUCAACUUGAGGUCAGACUUCCAGAAUGGGGUUUCUGGAUUCGUUGACACCCUUACACUCGCCCGACAGCUUCUCAAAAACAGCGGACUCCAGAGCUUCAAGCAGGAGAACCUGGUUAAGACUGUCCUGGGUGUUUCUUAUGCAGCUCACAAUGCUCUAGAGGAUGUGCAAGCCCUGCAGAAGCUCUACCAGGCCCUCAGGCCCACAGCCAAUCAGAUUCAACAGCACAUAUUUACUCUAGACUCAUUGGCCACUGCUGCUGUCAAUCAAGCUCCAACGAGACCGUCAGAACAGAGCAAUUUUUGCGAGCGCUUCAGUAAAGCUGUGGAGAUCACAGAAGACAACAGACCACACAAACCUCUGUAAACGUCCAGCUGGUCUCAGAUCAGAAAUUUAUAACAGUAUUUAUAA